AUGAGUACGAGACGAAACAGAGUUCAGGCAUCAAAGUUUUUAGGAUUUGAAGAGAAUAAUUUAUAUUAUGAUCAAUAUAACAUUGCGGCUGAAACAUUUUUCGAGAGUUUUGAGACGGAAGAAAAUGAAGAGUCUGAUUGUGAUUCUUCCUAUUCAAUAACAGCGGAAAAAUUGGAAUCCUAUUCAUCUGAUACCUUCGAAAACUCAACUUUGAAUUGUACUUCCUCAGCACCUUCGAUAACAACAAUAUCGGAUCCCACGGAAGAUAUCAACAUAUCUAAUUGUCCUAUUUGUUUGCAAGUUUAUCAAGAGCAAUGUUAUUUGUAUCCUUGUUAUCACACUUUCUGUGUCUCUUGCAUUCGUCAGUGGCUUUAUGUUACACCCGACUGUCCUUUGUGUAAAUUCAAAGUUGAAUUUUUAAUUACUGAUGUAGACGAUUCAAAAGGGACAUUUACCAAGCUUUAUAUAGAUGGUACGAUGGAGAAUGAUAAGAAUGAUAUUAGGAGUAAGAUGAAACAACAAAAAUGGAUCUCAGAGAUAUCUAAUAUAACCGAACAUAACAGCGAUUUAAAAUCAAUAAGAAAUAAAAUUUAUUCAGAAAACCUUUUUCCAACAAAUGUUCCUAAUUUAAAAAGUAAAAAGAUUUUUACAUUUAAUAAGUACGAUACUGAACGCGUAAGGCCUUUUAUAACACGCGAUUUAAUAGUUUUACUUUCUGACGCUUAUGACGUGGUGGUCGAUGAAUAUGUCUUUUCGGUGAUAUCAUCAUUUUAUAAACAAAAAAAAACAAAAAAUGAAAUUAUUGAAAAGCUAAAACCUUGGUUAGGAAAGUCAACAGAAAAAUUUAUACAUGAAAUUACUCAGUUUAUAGAGAGUGAAUUGAAUAUUGAUACUUGGGACAAAUUAGUGAGCUAUGCUUAA
Molecule: messenger RNA, 921 nt
Organism: Rhizophagus irregularis DAOM 181602=DAOM 197198
Lineage: Eukaryota; Fungi; Glomeromycota; Glomeromycetes; Glomerales; Glomeraceae
Source: RefSeq, a predicted model, not a curated record